AUGGUGGUUAAAGAAUGUCGUACCGCCAUGCUUGUUAAUGACAUGGACAUUUCUCAUCUUAUGGUUCAUACUCAACAGAUCGAAGAGGAUAAACUUAAGGAAAGGUCUAGGGAGGCAAAGAGGGCUAAAAUUGGUGAUGGUAAUUUCUCUCAUGCAAGGUCUAAUGGGCAUGGUCGUUCUAUAUUUCGACAAAGGUGUGGAAGGAAGCACGAGGGUAAGUGCUUAGCCUGCACGGAUGGUUUCUACGGCUGUGGUAAGAGUGGUCAUAAGAGGAGGGAUUUCCCAAUGCUUACGGUUAAAGGAAGAAAGGGUAAGCAAGCUCCUCCUAGUGGUUUGGGUUCCAAUGCUCCCAAGCAAAACCGAUUCUAUGCACUUUAG
Messenger RNA from Solanum stenotomum, 378 nucleotides. RefSeq lists its product as uncharacterized. The record is from RefSeq and is a predicted model, not a curated record. The coding region runs from base 1 to 378 and encodes 125 amino acids. The transcript has 2 exons. Lineage: Eukaryota; Viridiplantae; Streptophyta; Magnoliopsida; Solanales; Solanaceae.